This is a messenger RNA of Trypanosoma theileri, 1482 nucleotides long. RefSeq lists its product as uncharacterized. The record is from RefSeq and is a predicted model, not a curated record. Bases 1 to 1482 code for a protein of 493 amino acids. The transcript has a single exon. NCBI's taxonomy places the organism in Eukaryota, Euglenozoa, Kinetoplastea, Trypanosomatida, Trypanosomatidae.
AUGACAACAAUGUUCGUCCAACUGCGCCGCGUGGUGUACCUCUUGGUGUUUCUUACCUGCAUUUCUGCUUUGGUUCUCGCUCAGGGGGAAAAGGGAGUUGUAACAGAGGUUGCAAAAAAUGAUGUUGAGGCGGCAGUGAUAGACCAAGAAAAAGCGUGGGGGACGUAUUUGGACAUUCCGAACUUCACCAAAGAUGAACUCGGGAAAAACGAUAUUUUGGGGGAGACUGGAAACGCGGAUUUGAGGGAUAUAGUGUGGAGGACGUUGGUGAUCGUGAGGGAUUCCGAGAUUCAUUUUAAGAAUGGAACGGCCUGUGCAUCCGAGUGGAAAAAGGUGGUAGAAGCAAAUGAGAAGACGGUAAGGGAUGCCGAGGAGGCCACCGAGAAGAUUAAGGGUCUUAUCAACAGAAUUGAUGAGGUGGCGGAUCCGGAAACGAAGGACAAAUACGGUAAAAAAACGCCUAUGAAGCUGAAGGAUGCCUGCGACGCAGAGAAAUUCGCAAAACUGAUUCAGGAUAUACAAGAGAUACUGGGAGAGACAAAAGAGAAGGCACCAGGAAAAGAAGUGGUAUUUAAAAUUGCUGAGGCUAAACAAGCGGAACUCCUGUGCAAGUCGAAGCGUUCUGACGUGGAUCAUAUUUUGAGGGAUCUUGAACGGAAGGUUGAAGGCAUUACUUCAUAUGUGGGAGAUUAUAAUAGGAGCGACAACGCAAUGUUGGUGAAGAGGGUGGCCGAGGGAAUAAACGCCACAUUACGAAAUGUCACGGCACUAAUUGACAAUGUUACGGUUCAGGACAGAUUUGCGGUGGGAAGGAUAAAAACCCUGGUGCAGGAGUGGAAAGAGGCGUACGCAGAGCUUGAGCGACUUGCAGAUUUGAGAAGUGCGUGGACGUCGGACACCAGCAAUCAGAAGUGUAAGAUUGGGGAAAAGCAAUCGCAGCUUGAGGCAAUAAGCGGGCUUAUCAAGGAACCUCUGGAAGAAAUUAAGAACGCUACGGAUACAGUAGGUGCAGUGGAUGAACGAGCGAAGGAAACCAGAAAAGAGUACGCCCGUCUGGUCAUAAGAAAUGUGACGGAGGCAAUCAAGAAUGUUACCACGGGUAUGGAGGAGAAGAAGAAAGAGGUUGCCCGAGAAAGGGCUCGAAGAGAGGAAGAAGCGAGAAGAGCUGCGGAAAAGGCCAGACGGAAGAGGGAAGAAGAAGAAAGGGCGAGACAGGCAGCGGAAAGGGUCAGAGAAGAACAAGCGAGACAGGCAGCAGAAAAGGCCAAGGAAGAACAAGCGCGACAGGCAGCAGAAAAGGCGAGACUGGCGGCGGAACAAAAAGCCAGGGAAAAAGAGGCGCGACGGGCAGCAGAAAAGGCGAAACAGGAAGAAGCAGAAAAGGCCAAGAAAAAGAAGGAUGACAGCAGCAGUCCUGCAUUGGUGCACAGUUCCUUGAUUCUUCUUGUCCUGUGUGUGCUGGGUUACACUCUCGUGUGCUAA